ACGUCAGUCGGUCGCGGGUGCCGUGAGUUCGGUUGGUAACACAACAGCUCGGUUCGGUUUAAAAAAGCACAUUAUUUUCUGGAAGCACACUUUGAACUGGGAUCGGUUUAAAAAAGCAUAUUAUUUUCUGAAAGCACACUUUGGAUACACGAAAAUAGUGUUACUCAAAUUUGGAUAAAAGGCUCCUGUCGGCUUGAAAGUUUAACCAGAAGUCGCUGGAUGUGCUUAUCCACGUUCCGCCAUCCCAUGAAGGAAUACCCUCCUCUGUGCACACAAGUGGAACCCUACCUCCUUCCGCUGGCAGAGGAGGAUGAAGACGAGGAUAAGAUACUCAAGUUCGAGCUGGACACGGUGGACGGAUCCUCCACCAUCCAUAGCAAUGACCUCCCUUUGCUGGUCUUACCAACCAUCGUCACCGAAGACUACGACACCAAGAUGGUGUUGCCGGACGAUCAUAUAUCGGACCGGGAGCGUAUGCGGUCGCUCUCCGGAGGUGCCAAAGCAUCGACCCCCAACUCGGCCGGAUCGAGCCGCGAAUCCUUGACAGGAUCCCUAACCGGACGUUUCCGACGACAGUCCGGCGACGACGCACACGGAAAGAAGACCGGCAAUGCUGUUUUCGACGUCUUCCGACCGAGGUCCAAGUCGGACAGUAAAAGCAAGAGACCGACUUUCAUGUCUUCUCUCAGAUCCAGUAUGAUGUCCUCGGGCGGUUCCUUAUCCAGGUCGACGGUAGUCAGCCCCACAUCACCGUUAGCAACCCAUAGCACUCCCCCUGCGCACAACAAUAUUCUGGUAGAACCCCAUCGGCCAAGGUCCGGGUCUGACAGUCGAGGAGCGGUGUCCAAGAUGUUCGAGAUGCUCAGACACCGCUCUCACUCCGUCACCUCCGAUCUUAAGAACAAAACAAAACUUGGUACAAAUUCAUCAUCUUCAUCGUCAUCGUCGUCAUCAUCGGGUGCCUUGCUUCGACGCCACUCAAUCGACCCGGACCGUCGUCGGACGGUUGGCAACCAUGCGGCCGGUAAAUCACCGGAUGAUCAUCACACAACUCUCAUACAUAGAGGACUUCCUCUUCAUGCAGAUCCUCUUUGUGAUAAAAUUGAUAUAGAAGAUUUAGGGGAAGACGAAAAUUUAGUAUUUGUUAAAUUUUUUAAGUGCUAUCGCUGUUAUGACUUGAUUCCUGUUAGUGCCAAACUUGUCGUGUUCGAUACACAGCUGCUGGUGAAGAAGGCGUUUUUUGCUUUAGUUCAUAAUGGUGUUCGUGCUGCUCCUCUGUGGGACUCGGCUACACAGUCUUUUGUAGGCAUGCUCACAAUUACAGAUUUCAUUAAUAUACUUAGGACGUAUUAUAAAUCACCUUUUGUUCAAAUGGAAGAACUUGAGGAGCAUAAAUUAGAAACAUGGCGAAAUGUUUUGAAAGAAAGAAGCAGACCAUUAGUUUCCAUUAGCCCAGAUGCUAGUUUAUUAGAUGCUAUAAAAGCUCUCAUCCAGAAUAAAGUUCACCGUCUGCCUGUGAUAGAUGCUGCAACUGGUAAUGUCCUCUAUGUGAUCACUCACAAAAGAAUCCUCAAGUUCCUCUUUCUCUAUUAUCAUGAAUUGCCACAUCCUAGUUAUAUGAAUAGCACCUUGGGUGAACUACAGAUAGGUACAUACGACAAAAUUGCCACUGUUAAAACAAGUACCCCUGUUAUCUCAGCUUUAAAUGAAUUUGUUGAUAGAAGAGUGUCAGCAUUACCUGUUGUAGAUGAUAGUGGAAAAGUAGUUGAUAUAUAUGCAAAAUUUGAUGUUAUUAAUCUGGCUGCUGAGAAAACAUAUAACAAUCUGGAUGUCACUGUAAAAAAAGCUCUGGAACAUAGAGAUCAGUAUUUUGAAGGUGUUUUGAAAUGUACAUUAGAUGAGACUUUUGCAGCUAUUCUUCAGAGGAUAGUAAAAGCUGAGGUUCAUCGACUUGUGGUUGUGAAUAAUGAAGAUCAUGUUAUUGGAAUGAUUUCGCUAUCGGAUAUCUUAUCCUACCUCGUCCUACGAUACACAGAAGAAGCGAAAAACCCACCUGAAAAUGACUCAUCUACGGUUGUUGAGGAAAAGUUAACUGAGGAACAGGAAGAACAGGAACCUGAAGAAAAAGUCACCACACCUGAAGAAUGAGUGUCAGUUCCGAAAAUUCAUUUUUUUUGGUACUUCAAUUUAUUAUGAGUGUGGCACUCAGAAAUGAGUUCCGAAAUUUAUUCCUGCUUGCCCAUUAUCUCUCCAUGCAUAACUGAAAUUGUAAAUAAGUCAUUCAGGAUAUAAUUUUUAAAAGUAGCUUAUUAGCUAUUUUUAAGAAAUUUUGCUUGAAACCUAUGAUACGUUGAUAUGUAGAACAACUACUAAUGAUUUAUUUUUUUUGUAUCAAGAAAUAACUGUUCAUGGGGCAUGAUUAGCUAAAAACAAAAAGGUAGCACAAACAUUUGUGUCUAACUGAAUUAAAAUUUUAACUUCAAAGAGUAAGUUUUAUUUAUGUACUAUGUAAAAUGACAUUUGCAUUUCAUGAAAUGUAUUGCAUGUAUUAUUUGUCUAUUUUUCUCUUAUUUAAAUAUUUAUUUCUGAACCUUUUCUCUGAAAAAAAAAUAAGCAUUCCUCUUCCUCUCAUGUAGGUUUGAAGUUUUAUUUUGCAAUUUUGUAUGUGUAUAUAAACCAACAUUGUUUUGAGCCUGGAGCCAAAAUAUUUAUAUUUCUGUAUUUUAGAUGCAUUUAUAGAGAUUUAAAAUUCAUUUGCAAUGAUGAACUGUUCAGAAAACUAGCAAUGUUAUUAAAUAUUCAAGAAUUCAUCAAAAAAAAAAUGUAUCAGUGCUCCAUUUUAACCUAGAAAAAAGAUUGAAAAAAAUUGAUCUUCCAGUAAGAAUUUGUUUUAUAUCACCUUAAUAGAUUAUAUAAAAAUUUAUACUAUCUGUACAUAAAUAUGUCCAUAAAAUUCAAAAUGGAUUUUCAAUUUUUCAAACCUACAUUACCUUGUUUCAUCACAAAUUCUAACUAAAAAAAUCAUAAAUUUUAAAGUGAAUAUUUUUGUCAACAUUUUUUUAAAAAUUUCAUGUGCUUUGAUCAUCUGAAAAACUAAUUUUUGAAGAUAUUUUUUUGGUAUGUGAAGUUAUUAUAUAUACUGAAAUUAUAUUGCAAAUUAUAUCUUUUGCUGUUGCCUAAUUUUAUAUUUUCUUUUGUAAAUCUUAACAUCAAAGUAAUUAUUUAAGUUUAUACAUCUCUUAAGUGAACUAUCUUGAUUAUAAAAAAUCAUUUUCACUUAGUAUUGCAAUUGUAGUUGGGCAACUCAAAUUUGAGUACUUAGUCAAUUUGCUGAGGAAAAUGUUUCUCAGCUUAGCAGUUUGUGCCAUCAAAAGUAUAUUUUCUUUAUUUGUGGGCAUUUUCCAGAAAAUCCUUUUGUACUGUGUGUUUUUUGAGUUGCCAAUUAUCUUCGGUGUUCAUUGUAAUUAAAUGUGAAAUGAAGCUAAUUAGCAAUGUUUUAAUCUAGAUUUAUGUUUUGAAAAUAGGAAAGCAUUAUUUUUACUACACACCUUACUGAUAGAAGUUAAUGUAAAUUAUUUUUGUUUCAUACUAUCACCCUGUAAAAAAAAAAGUGUUGAAAUGUUAUGUAUUAAAAUCUGAAUAAACUUGUACCCAAUUUUA
Molecule: messenger RNA, 3660 nt
Organism: Argiope bruennichi
Lineage: Eukaryota; Metazoa; Arthropoda; Arachnida; Araneae; Araneidae
Product: 5'-AMP-activated protein kinase subunit gamma-1-like
Exons: 20
Coding region: 220-2148 (642 amino acids)
Source: RefSeq, a predicted model, not a curated record